Molecule: messenger RNA, 342 nt
Organism: Didymodactylos carnosus
Lineage: Eukaryota; Metazoa; Rotifera; Eurotatoria; Philodinida; Philodinidae
Source: the annotation of a GenBank genome assembly
AUGGUACUCAAAGGUUUGAAACAGCAAAAUACUCAUACUAACGAUGAGUUUUUAGCACUGCGCUUGAUCGAUGAAGAUGAACAACAGUUACCACAAACAAAUCAACGGCUAUUAAAAAAUGGUGGUACUGGUAGUAUUUCACCAAUAUUACCUAAUUUUCUCCAAAAAAUAGAUGAUAAACGAAUUGAAAUCGUUGAUAAACAAGAGCAACGGGAGAAAACAUAUGUUUUUGACAAGGUGUAUUCAGCUAAAGAUGAUUCUUUUCAUGUUACUGAAGAUUUUGGAAAAUAUAUGAAACAAUCAUUUGCAGAAGUAGGUAUUAAUGAAGAUUUUAUCGUCUGA